Molecule: messenger RNA, 849 nt
Organism: Didymosphaeria variabile
Lineage: Eukaryota; Fungi; Ascomycota; Dothideomycetes; Pleosporales; Didymosphaeriaceae
Exons: 3
Coding region: 1-849 (282 amino acids)
Biological process (GO): acyl-CoA metabolic process
Cellular component (GO): mitochondrion
Molecular function (GO): fatty acyl-CoA hydrolase activity
Source: RefSeq, a predicted model, not a curated record
AUGGCGCACCUCUACAGGACAACACUGCGUCGUCUGAGCCUGGGUCUCGAGGGCAAUUGCACCCAGCAACUCUCCGAGCGAGCUUUUACUGUACCAUUGGCAAUUCGCGCCUUCAGCAAUACCUCUUCCGGCCGGACCGACGGCGUCUUCCGCGAGCUCACGGCACAACGAUUACAGACACCAUGGAUCGAAGCAUUGCGAGAACAACAAGCGAAAGGCAAGAGCAGCGCCGAGGCUUCUGCCACGGCUCAGUCACCCAAGGAACGUGAACUGGAACCGAAGCGUAUGAACGACAGCCAUCACAAAGUUGUUCUUCCGCUUGCAAGAGACCCAUGGCUGCUCGAUACGUACCUCAACUCUUCGGGGCAUAUACGCCUGGGAACGAUAUUCAUGGACCUCGAUGCGCUUUCCGGGGUCAUCGCGUACAAGCAUACAGGCGACGAUGUAACCACCGUGACCGCGAGCUGCGAUCGCAUCGUGAUCAACCAUCCGUUAACCGAGAUCUGCGAUCUGGAACUGUCUGGGAAGGUCACCUAUGCAACUGGUAGGAGCAGUAUGGAGAUCACCAUGCAAGUAGCAAAGGCGCCGCAAGACGGCCAACCCAUCAAGAACGAAGACACCCUUAUUCACUGCACAAUGACCAUGGUGGCUCUAGACCCUUCUACAAAGAAGCCGGUCAAUGUAAACCCACUCGUAAUCUCCACCCCCGAAGAAAAGCGCCUCUAUGCGCUCGGCGAACGCAACUCCAAGGUCCGCAAGCAGCGCAAAGAGAUCGCCUUGACGAAACAUAGUCCCAACGACCUCGAAUCCGACCUCAUACACGCCUUCUGGCAGAAACAGCUUCAAUAG